CCCGCCAAUUGAAGCCUUGGCUAUAAAUUGAGCUCCCUGCACCGCCGAAGACCAGAUGCCUCGCCAGGCCGCCUCGCGGUUGGUGGUCGGAGAGGGUGAGGGGUCCCGGGGGUCUUCGGGGCCCGCGGCCACCAUGCUCCGCUCCCUGUUGCUUCACUCCCUGAGGCUCUGCGCCCAGACCGCCUCGUGCCUCGUGCUCUUCCCGCGCUUCCUCGGCACGGCCUUCAUGCUCUGGCUCUUGGACUUCCUGUGCAUCCGCAAGCAUUUCCUGCGCCGUCGCCACCGGGGACAGCCGGAACCCGAAGUGGAGCUCAACAGUGAAGGCGAGGAGGUCCCCCCCGACGACCCACCCAUCUGCGUCUCGGACGACAACCGCCUGUGCACCCUGGCGUCGCUCAAGGCCGUGUGGCAUGGCCAGAAGUUGGAUUUCUUCAAGCAGGCACACGAGGGCGGGCCGGCGCCCAACUCCGAGGUGGUCCUGCCUGAUGGCUUCCAGAGCCAGCGCAUCCUGGACUAUGCGCAAGGGAGCCGCCCGCUGGUGCUCAACUUUGGCAGCUGCACCUGACCUCCGUUCAUGGCGCGCAUGAGCGCCUUCCAGCGCCUGGUCACCAAGUACCAGCGCGAUGUCGACUUCCUCAUCAUCUACAUCGAGGAAGCGCACCCCUCCGACGGCUGGGUCACCACAGACUCACCCUACAUCAUCCCACAGCAUCGGAGCCUGGAGGACCGGGUCAGCGCGGCGAGGGUGCUGCAGCAAGGCGCACCUGACUGUGCUCUGGUCCUGGACACCAUGGCCAACUCCAGCAGUUCGGCAUAUGGCGCCUACUUUGAGCGUCUUUACGUCAUCCAGAGCGGCACCAUCAUGUACCAAGGCGGUCGUGGCCCCGACGGCUACCAGGUCUCUGAGCUGCGUACCUGGCUGGAACGCUAUGAUGAGGAGCUGCAUGGUGCCAGGCCCCGUAGGCUGUAAACAACCAUGGGACAACUGACUGAACUUGGUGGGCUUUGGGCCUUCAAAGCCCACCUGCCAGUGUGCCGAUGAAAGUCAAGUUUGGAAAGGGCCCAGUGACACAAACGCGCGAAGCCACAGAGCUCAGGCUCAGUCUGGCCCUCUCAGCCACCUACAGACUUGCUUCCCCGGGACUCCGCUUUAGUGACUGUUUGUCACCUGUACCUUCUUGGCUUGCUUGAAAUCCUCUAAGGGGUAUUGGUGCGGUCGCACUGGCACCUUUGCCCGUGUGUCCCCAGGACUGGCCCCUGCUGGACUUUCUCAGACCUGCGCCCCGCGUUCCUUCGUUCUAACGCGGUAGUACCCAGUCUCGCUGCGCAGACACGUUGGCCACGCCCGCGCGCCCCGAGCGCAGCUGGGUUCCAGCAGCAGCCGCAGG
This is a messenger RNA of Jaculus jaculus (lesser Egyptian jerboa), 1388 nucleotides long. It is a transcript of the gene Dio3, whose product is annotated as iodothyronine deiodinase 3. NCBI's taxonomy places the organism in Eukaryota, Metazoa, Chordata, Mammalia, Rodentia, Dipodidae. The transcript has a single exon. Gene Ontology annotation, molecular function: thyroxine 5'-deiodinase activity. The record is from RefSeq and is a predicted model, not a curated record.